Molecule: messenger RNA, 3210 nt
Organism: Epinephelus moara (kelp grouper)
Lineage: Eukaryota; Metazoa; Chordata; Actinopteri; Perciformes; Serranidae
Product: transmembrane protein 182-like
Exons: 5
Coding region: 134-883 (249 amino acids)
Cellular component (GO): membrane
Source: RefSeq, a predicted model, not a curated record
GACUGUUUUCUUUAGGACUGGGGCUGGGCAGAGGGCUGCAGAGUGGACACCAGUGAGGAGCUGAGGAGUAACUGACCUGCAGACUGAAAGCUGAGGAGAAAGGGCACAGUCAAGGAGGUUUUAGGCUGGAGUUAUGAGGGUGGGAGCUGCGACCUUGGCUGGGGGGAUAUUUGGGGUAGUAGGGACUCUGUGUUUUUUCCUUGCCUUUGCUACAGACUACUGGCUGGUGGCCAGUGACGACUGCGGGCCGUAUACAUGGCCGACAAAAACAACCCUGACAAAAGAUGACAAUGGGACUGAGAUCCAGUUAGUGGAAGCCGUCACUGCCUCUCCUCCACCUCUCACUCUGCACCACGAGGGCUUCUUCUGGCGAUGUGUGUUUCAGGUGGAGCCCACAGCACAUGCAGUCCUGGCCACUCUCUUCACAAACCAGCCAAAAUCCAAAGUCUGUAUCCAUGGUUACCUCUUCCCUCUGCCUGUCGCACUUGGACAGGUGCCUCAUCCAAGUUAUGAUACUGCAGCAGUGUUUCGGGGUUUCUGGACUGUGCUGUUAAUCCUUGGCCUGGUCGCAGCUCUAACUGGAGGCUUCCUCUUGGUCUGUGGUGUCCCCUGCAUCAGCCACACACUGUACAAGCUGGGCGGUGCUUUCCUCAUAAUUGCUGCCUGCUUGAUCCUGUUCAUGCUGCUGCUCUUCGUGCUGUGGAUGGAGGUGAUGGAGGUGAAGCGCUACGUCAUGCAGGAGAGAGGAGAGACGUGUCCACUUGCUCAGGUUUCAGUGCUCUACGGGCUGUCUUUCAUGGUGGCGGCUGCAGGCGUGCCUCUGGAGCUCAUCUCUGGAAUGAUCUUCAUGCUGGUGGGCCGCGCGUUGCGUGCCAGCAAGUGAGCUCGCCGUCUGGUCUGUGGGGAAGAAAGGAAUGACCUUUUACUGUCCUGCACUGGGACUCACUGGCAGACUUGUGGGAUGUAGAUACUGGCUGGAAAGACAUGAUCAAUAUUACAGCACCACCCUUUGGAUGUCAAGUAUAGCAGUCAGAGACACUCAUCUUUAGUUUUCUAUAACUUGCUUUGCUUUAUUUAUAUAUAUUAAAAAACUCUAAUUGCUUUAGAAUAAUAAUACCAUAAUUAAAGAGCACAAGUUAUGGGAUUAAUGAGGUGUGAUAUUGAUAUCAUAGUGGUGUUAAAGGAAUACUUCACUCCCCAAAUGACCAUUUUUAUGUCAGUUAGGCCUCGAUCACAGAGAAAGUGUUUUGCAGGUUGUGCAGGUUGCAAAUCGUGAGGUGCACUGCACUGCCUUUUUUUAUACAACUGAAUGCCACUAGUAAACAAAUUGCUUGCUUCACCUUUUAUUGUUGCCAGGCAACCACCUCAUCACGUCCUUACACUAACCUUCCCGUGUAAUCAAUCUGCUGUUUUUGUUUUGUUUCUUUCACAGUAAUUAGUAUCUAGUUCCUAAAAUGUUGAGGCAGAGGGUACCUGCUGUAGCUCUGGUUGAGGGUGAGAGGCUGUCAGCAAAUAGUUUGUUGGGCACAGGGAAACAGAGAUCUGUGUGGGUACAUGAGACCCUGAAAAAGAGGGUGGAUCAUGGGGAGUACCACAGGUUGGUCCAGGAGCUUCAUCUUGAUGAUGGCUGUUUCCAGGCUUGUUUUAGGGUGACUCGGGGGCAGUAAUUGGGCCGUAUAGCUCUGGGUAUUCAGCAACUGCUGCCACCAUUUUCUCCUCCAUUGUUUACCAACUGUAAACUUGUUGUCAUGACCACCACAGAAGGCCCGCCUCUCAAAUCUUCCGAUUGGACAAUCGGGAAAAAGUAUGGAAAAAGAGAUCACAUGGGGUGCUGUUCCACUCUGAGGUGAAGUUUUUCAACUUGAGGAGUUCAGAGCACUUCAGGAGCCUAGAGUGCAGAAACACGGGGAACGUCGCUAGCAAAAAGCUUAAUUUUCAUCUCAACCCUUUCCUGUGUGUUUGGGGCCUUACUCAGCCUGUGUUACGCUGAAUUUGUGAAGAAACCUUUGUUUUUUCUGCCAGCCUAUGGUGAACAAAGAAUCAAAACGGAGAAAAUUCUUGAAGAAUUGGAGUAAAAAAGGUCUGCAUUGAACAAUUAGCAAACUAUUCAAAACAUCUACAUAUAAUCCAAGACUCAUUUAACCAGCUGUAGGCUCAGUACUUACCAAAUAGACAACCAUUUUCAAUGAGGAACUGAACUAAAAGUGAAACUUACCUAUGCUCACUUCACAGCCAGUCCACUGGCAAAAACAAUAAUUUUACCUCUCUAAACAUGGGAGCUGCUGGUGCCUCAAUUUGUAGUUUCUUUAUGUUAUUGUGUAACUUUGCUGAAUCCAAACUAGUCUGAGUGGGCGGAAGUUCGCUGCAUAGAUCAACCUCUCAUUGGGCAGAACGAGCCACCUCAUAGAUCAACCUCUCAUUGGGCAGAACGAGCCACCUGUUGAAGUCCCGCCCUACCACCUCUGGUUGUGUAGCAGUUUUCAACACGUCCUUUACUAACUUUUGCGAUGUUUGAUGUAGCCAUUUUUCUGCCAUGGUUCGCGUCCUGUAGGCGAUAUUUUUGUGGGCGUGUUACACCAAAACCUGUUUCCCCCUGGCAAUAUUUUUGCAAGCGCACCGUUGCUGUGGCACCGCCCAGAACGAUUGUGAUUGGUUGAAAGAAGUACAAGCAGCCGGAGCGUUUUUUUCUCCUAUCUUAAAGUGAGAGUUGGCACAGCCAGACCUUUCUUUUCUUGAGAAAGGUCUGGUGAGCGAGACUAAAUCCAAACUAGCUUUUAAAACAGUAACAACAAACUACUGAUUGAGGCAGCAACUCCUGGUUUUGACAAGUCGCUAACUACGUUUCAUUUUGAGUUGAGUUCCAGCGGUCUGUUUGUGAAGUACUGAGCAUACAACUGGAUAAAUGAGACAUGGAUUACACUGCACAAGUUGUGUGAGUUUAUUAACUGAUGUUUUGAUAUAAUUUUGAUGUUGUUAAAUGUGAUCCCCUUGUAAUUUAAUUCAUCAAGAAUUUUCUCAGUUUUUGGAUUCUUCGUUUACUGUGGGGGCAUGGGAGAAAAACAAAGUUUUCCUCAGGAAUUCAGCGUAACAUGAGGUGAGGAAUAAAUACACAAAUAGUCAUUUGGGAGGUGAAGUAUUCCUUUAAGGAGCAAUAUAUGAUGUGCUAAGAUGUGUUUUUUUAUGUGUGAAUACAAAUAUUUUCUCCACUCA